Messenger RNA from Emiliania huxleyi CCMP1516, 960 nucleotides. RefSeq lists its product as hypothetical. The record is from RefSeq and is a predicted model, not a curated record. Bases 1 to 960 code for a protein of 319 amino acids. The transcript is spliced from 3 exons. NCBI's taxonomy places the organism in Eukaryota, Haptophyta, Isochrysidales, Noelaerhabdaceae.
AUGGGUGCCGUGUACACACCCGGCCAGUUCCAAACCCUCCUCAACCAGUCCCUCAUCCCGGCGACGAUGGCAGCGAGCGCCCUCUUCCUGCACGAGCGCUACUCGACGGGACAGCUGGGAGCGGCGGCCCUCCUCGUCAGCGGCGCGGUGAUUUCGGUGGCGCGCUGGUACGCCGUGGCUCUCUACUGGCUCUCGAACGUUCCUAUGGCCCUUUCGGCCGUGUACAAGGAGGCUCACUUUGCCGCGCAGCCGAUGGACGUCACGUACCUCACGCAGUGGGUCUCGAUCUGGCAGAUGCUGUUUGGCUUUGCGCUCGCCCCGCUGAUGCUGCUUCCCGGCGUCGGCACCGCCCGAGGCAUGCGGCCUGGAGAGAUUGCGAGCUCGUUCGCCGACGGCGCCGCGUGCUUCGCAGAGCGCGACGCGGCGUGCACCGAACGGCACGCGUUCGCUCUGCUGUGCGUGUACGUCGGCGUCAACUUCUGCUUCAACACUCUCGGGCUCUGGCUGACGAAGCACGCGGGCGCCGUCCUAAACUCGAUCUCGUACGCGCUGCUACUGCCCCUCACCACCCUCGGCUUCUCGCUGCCGGUGCUCGGCCCGUACCGCGAGUCGGCCAACGCGAUGACCUACGCGGGCCUCGCCGUCGUGCUCACCGGAUUUGUGCUCUGGAGGUACCACUCGCUGGUCGCGGAGGCCAAGGCGGAGCCGCCCUUGUCGGUCCCCACGCUGCAGCCAUCGCCGAGGCAGUGGCGCUUGCGCGUCGCCGCCGCAGCAAUAAAGCUCGUACGCCGGCUCUCGCUCGACUGCUCGCCGAGCCCGCCGCCGGGCGAGGAGGAGCGCGUGAUCGUGCGGCUGCUCUCUGCGGGCGGCGCAGCAGAGGAAGGCGCCCAAUCGUUCCAGGAGCGCGUCGUCGGCAUGGGCCCGGUGGCGCGCUCCAGGGAGCGCUCUGCGUCGCUGUGA